Messenger RNA from Phragmites australis (common reed), 2354 nucleotides. RefSeq lists its product as uncharacterized. Gene Ontology annotation, molecular function: RNA binding. The record is from RefSeq and is a predicted model, not a curated record. NCBI's taxonomy places the organism in Eukaryota, Viridiplantae, Streptophyta, Magnoliopsida, Poales, Poaceae. The transcript has 6 exons. Bases 264 to 1226 code for a protein of 320 amino acids.
CCCCCCCCCAACUCUCCCUGCAAGCUAGAGGUCAGGUAUCCCUUGCAUAUCAAGCCUUGAUCACACCUCACCUUUUUGACCUCCCAAACACAAAGUUAGUUCUCGGUUGGUGGAUAGUCCAGCAGAUCAAGGGGGCCGGGAGAGAAAGAAAGGGGAGCUCUAGCUAGAGGAGGAGAUCGAGGAAGGAGAGGCAGCAUAGGUGCUUGAUUAUAUUAUAUAUAGCUAGGAUCGAUACGCAUACACAUAGCGAGGAUACAGUACAGAUGUCUCAGGAGAUGUCGGCCGCCGCCGGCGGCGGCGGCGGCGCUGGGCAGUUCGGCGACACGACGUUCACGAAGGUGUUCGUGGGUGGUCUUGCCUGGGAGACGCACAAGGAGGGCAUGCGGGCCUACUUCGAGCAGUUCGGGGACAUCCUUGAGGCUGUCGUCAUCACCGACAAGAACACCGGCAGAUCCAAGGGAUAUGGAUUUGUUACGUUCUGUGAGCCGGAGGCGGCGCUGAGAGCUUGCAUGGAUCCAUACCCGGUGAUCGAUGGGAGGAGGGCCAACUGCAAUCUUGCGUAUCUUGGGAUCAACAAGUCCAAGAAAGCACCUGUACCGCCGUAUCUGCAACCAUAUGCAGCUCAUGUUUAUGGGGGAGGCAACAUGAGGCCAAUGAAGUCCAUUCAGACAGCUAUGGGUACCGAUGGUGCCAGCUUGAGCUUCGUCCCGGCCGAUCAUGGCAUCCAGCAAGGAAUUCCCACUUGCAAUGUUUAUGCCGGGUACUCUCCCUAUUUCUCGAACCAUGGCUAUCCGCUGAGCUACUACCAAGCAGCCUAUGGUGGACUGCAGGGAGCCCAACAGUAUGCAGUCUUCGGCGGUGGCGCUACGGCGGCAGGGCUAACAAUGGCGGCCAACCCCGCCGCGGGGCUCUACCCCUACUUCCAUUACGGGCCGGCGAGCGCGGCAGCCGCUGGGUACAGCAUGGCCCAGUACCCCCAGUUGUACCAGUAUGCCACGGCUGCGGUGGGCACCACGACGACGGCGGCCGCUCUGACCGCUGUUGCAGGCGGCCUCCAGCAGUACGGUGGCGCGGUGGUGCUGACUCCUAAUUCUAUUGGCCAAGCAGGCGUGACAAUGUCUCUGACAACCCCAACUCUGCCGGCACCGACAGCGCAGUACCAGUACAGCAGCCUCAUUCCUGCUCACCUCGCUGCAGCACCAGAUCAGAAGCCCAGUUUGUCCUAGAGAGCCAUGACUGCCUCCCUAGCUCCGUGCAUCUAUAUCUUCUUCUUCAUUCAGAACAUGCAUGUGUCAGUCAGUAUUCAGUAGUCAAUGCAUAUCAUGCAUCUCUGCUCGAUCUUAAUAGGUCUUAGCUUCAAAUGAAACUGCACGCGGUGUAGAAUACAAACCACGCAUGUACCUGUCUGCGCUGAGACUUAACUAACUUGGUGCCAAUGCUCACUCUGGGUUGAGUGGUGCAUUUGGCUGACUAACCAAGGGUCAUGGCAGAUCUAAUUUCCCAUCAUAUAAUCUGGUACUCGUCGAUCGUCUUCUCCUUUUGGUCUUUAGGUCGCGCCACAUCAAAUAACCUUUGUCAGCUGAAUGGCCUUGCCAAUGUCGAUCUCGUCGUUCUAGUACUUGCUAAUAAUGGAUACUCCUUUCAUGAUCAUGCAUAUAUAGGUCACCAAUUAGCAUCUCUUUUGUUAGUCAUGUAGGUCUCAUUACAGUACUUGUAGGUAGAUGGAGUUUUGUUAACUGUUCCUUGGACUCUUAAGGAAGAGUACUGCAAGGGCAAAUCAAGUCGCAGAGUUGCUGCUGAUUUUUCAUACGCAGCUUUAGUUGACUUCUGUGAUCAUCUUCUUGAGGUGUAGCUCCACAGAAGUUUGUGGAGAUAUACGAAAAGCUUAACUAGUUCGGUGUCGAUUCGUGGUACGUAGUCAUAUUAUACUUAUCUUCAUGAACCAAUUAACUAGGGGACUAGGUGUUCCUUUUUCUUUCUCUACUUUGGUCCUUUAAUUAGUUUUGGUCCCUUGAUUCCUCUCCCAGUCAGUCUCGCAUAUCAUGCAUCAUCACGUUGAUCGACUUCGCCAAGAAAGCAUGCCAGCCAUGGUUAGGUCCUGCUCAGAUGAACAAUUACUGGAAGCCAUUCUUAUCUAUGAGCCAUAUUAAUUAUCUGUAGUGCUAUUCUCCAGUGAUAUAUGUAAUAACUACUACUAUAUAUGCAAUAUGUUCAGCUUCCUUCUGAGAAGCUAAUGUACCGUGCACGUCGUCUCAACACAUUCACAUGAAACUCUGCUAUAUAACUAUAUGUGACAAUAUGCUAAACUUUUAUGUAGCAUUUUUCUGCAUAUAUAUCUAGCUUGGCCUUGUUGA